UGCGCCGUGUCAUCUUGGUACCGUUACACAUUGUCGGACCGGUUUUGGCAUUUUAUUCGGGUGGAAACGAGAGAAACGUGUUGCCAUCGUUACAGGACCAAUUUCCGGUAAGUAGCUGUCUGCACGUGCAGCGUUGGAGAUGGACAAUAGACGCCUGUGCUGCCUUUAACUUCCAACAAUGAACGGAGGAAAAUCAAAGUAGACACUACGGGUUAUAUAUCUCUUGUUGUGUCUUUUUUCUAGUGACAGCUGACUAGCUCAAGGAUGGCAGGAAGUCCUGACCAUAAACAAGAUGAAGAGGGCCUCAGGGACACAGUGGUGCAUUUUCACAGCUACUUGCAUGGAGGGACCUCCAGCUUGCUAUCCACCCUCCCCACCCUCAUCGUCUUCCCUGUGUACAAAAUUGUGUUCCGUCAACAAAUCCACAAUACCCCAGUCCACCAGGCAGUGGGACAACUCUAUAAAGAGGGACCUGUAAAGCUGUACAGGGGCGUGGCACCACCGUUACUGAUGAGGACCCUCAACGGCACGCUGCUCUUUGGCCUUCAGGAUACCCUCCUCCACCAGCUCUCCCUGUCGACCCAAAAUGUCCUCUCCACCUCUGCCCUGCCUGCUCUGGCUGGGUUCGGUGCAGGUAUGGUAGAAGCUGUGGUUUUCACCCCCUUCGAGCGUGUCCAGAAUGUGUUGCAAAACGGUCAAAACGACCGCCAUCUACCCACCCUGAAGAGUGUUCUUGUCAGGCUGAAGGCCCAGACCCCAGCCCUGGGUUUCUACAGAGCCCUGCUGCCCAUCACAGCCCGCAAUGCUCUUGGCAGCUCCCUUUACUUUGGCCUGAAGGGGCCGGUGUGUGCUGUCGUGGAGGGACAGGGCCUCUCUCCGGUGGUUUCCUCCUUCAUCUCAGGGACGCUGACCUCCAUGGCAAUCAGCUUGACUCUUUACCCUCUGUCUGUGCUAGUGGCAAACAUGCAGGCGCAGGUGGGAGGGGAGGCGAAGGGGGUAAUGGCUUGUUGGAGGAUGCUGUGGGAAUCUCGGCAGCGGAGUGUGGCUCUGUUGUACAGAGGAGGUUCUCUGGUUAUUCUGAGAUCCUGCAUUACAUGGGGUAUCGCCACAGCUAUCUAUGACAGGCAGCAGAAACGUUCAGGGUGAAGGGACGCGGUUAAAAAAAUGUUGGUUUGAUUGUAUGUAUUAUCUAUCAUCCAGAAAGCCGUGCAACUAUUUUACACUGAUUUUUGUGUAAGUUUAUUUUUCCCACUUGUG
This is a messenger RNA of Epinephelus fuscoguttatus (brown-marbled grouper), 1257 nucleotides long. RefSeq names its product solute carrier family 25 member 53-like. The record is from RefSeq and is a predicted model, not a curated record. The transcript has 2 exons. Bases 265 to 1146 code for a protein of 293 amino acids. Lineage: Eukaryota; Metazoa; Chordata; Actinopteri; Perciformes; Serranidae.